This is a messenger RNA of Spea bombifrons (plains spadefoot toad), 3165 nucleotides long. RefSeq names its product RAB3 GTPase activating protein catalytic subunit 1 (gene RAB3GAP1). Gene Ontology annotation, molecular function: GTPase activator activity. The coding region runs from base 18 to 2948 and encodes 976 amino acids. Lineage: Eukaryota; Metazoa; Chordata; Amphibia; Anura; Pelobatidae. The record is from RefSeq and is a predicted model, not a curated record. Gene Ontology annotation, biological process: positive regulation of GTPase activity. The transcript is spliced from 24 exons.
GUCACCAUUCUCCCAAGAUGGCGGCUGACAGUGAUCCCGAGUCCGAGGUGUUUGAGAUCACAGACUUUACCACAGCCUCCGAAUGGGAGAGGUUUGUUUCCAAAGUCGAAGAGGUUCUGAAUGACUGGAAAUUAAUUGGGCAAACGUCAAGGAAGCCACCAGAGAAGGGUGAAUAUACCACCGGCGUUUGGGAAGAGAAAGGAGAUGAAGUUUCAUUUGCAGACUUUAAGUUCAGCGUCCGACAUCAUUAUCUGGUUCAGGAAACGUGCGAGAAGGAAGAGCUGGAAGACUCGGGGGAAGAAUCCCUCCCUGUCUGCAUGCAAGAUCUGCUCUCCACAAACAACGACUUUCCGCCAGUCGCUCACUGCCUGGUCCGAUGGUACGGGCUGCGUGAGUUUGUGGUGAUCACUCCGGCUGCUAACGAUGCCAUCAUCAGUGAAUCCAAGUGCAACCUUCUGCUGAGUUCGAUUUCCAUUGCUUUAGGAAACACAGGAUGCCAGGUUCCACUUUUUGUGCAAAUUCAUCAGAAAUGGAGGAAGCUGUAUGUGGGAGAAUGCCAAGGACCCGGGGUUCGCACGGACUUUGAGAUGGUUCACCUGCGGAAAGUUCCCAAUCAGUACACGCAUUUAUCAGGACUCCUCGACAUCUUCAAAGCCAAAAUUGGAUGUCCUCUGACCUCGCUCCCCCCUGUGAAUAUCUCCAUCCGAUUCACUUACAUCUUACAAGACUGGCAGCAGUAUUUCUGGCCCCAGCAGCCUCCAGAUAUAGAUGCGUUAGUUGGAGGAGAGGUCGGAGGGCUGGAGUUUGGGAAGCUUCCCUUUGGUGCCUGCGAAGACCCAAUAAGUGAACUUCAUUUAGCAACAACCUGGCCUUGUCUGACGGAAGGGAUCAUUGUGGACAACGAUGUGUACUCAGACCUUGAUCCACUCCAGGCUCCCCAAUGGUCUGUCCGAGUUAGGAAAGCCGAUAAUCCUCAGUGUUUGCUGGGUGAUUUUGUUUCUGAGUUCUUUAAACUUUGUCGGCGGAAAGAGUCCACGGAUGAGCUCCUCGGAAGAUCUGCCUUUGACGACAAUGGAAAAGAGACGGCUGAUAUAAGCCAAGCGCUAUCCAAACUGACCGAGCCAGCUCCGGUCCCCAUUCACAAGCUGUCGGUUACCAGCAUGGUCCACAGCGCUAAGAAAAAAAUCCGUAAGCACCGCGGAGCAGACGAGUCGCCUCUCAGUAAUGACGUCCUGAACGCCAUCUUAUUUUUCCUCUUCCCCGAUGCUAAAUUGCUUGAUGGAUCAGAAGCGAAGCAGAGCACCUUCGCUGGAAACAUCUCAUCUCAGCCCGAGAGUGAAGACUAUAACCUUUACAGCCAGCUGAAGUCGGCCCCUCCGGACAGCCUGACGUACAAGCUGGCCCUGUGUCUCUGUAUGGUCAACUUCUACCACGGAGGGAUGAGAGGGGUUGCCCAUCUGUGGCAGGAGUUUGUGCUGGAGAUGCGGUAUAGGUGGGAGAACAACGUUCUGGUCCCAGGGCUAGCAGGCGGACCCCCAGAUCUCAAGUGUUGUUUGCUGCAUCAGAAGCUCCAGAUGUUGAACUGCUGCAUUGAAAGAAAGAAGGCACGUGAUUAUGGUAAAAAGGGGAUAGGUGCAGACAGCUCCAGCGACCCUUCAUCCAGCGCAAGGGAUCCAGGGGAAACAGAGAAAACCAAGUACGAAGUGGGAAAGUCCUGGGAUUCCUGGAGUGACAGUGAGGAUGAGUUCUUUGAGUGUCACAGCGACACAGAGGAACUAAGAGAGAGUGGACAGGAGGUCGUGAGGAAGACAUCAGCCAAAGACGACUCAAAGGAGACUGCGAUGCUGAAACCAGAAGGGCGUUUGUAUCAGUCUGGGAACCUGAAGUUGUUAAGCACAGGGGAACCGCUCUAUGUCCCGGUAACACAGGAGCCGGCCCCCAUGACCGAGGAUUUGCUGGAGGAGCAGUCGGAAGUUCUGGCUAAAUUGGGGACCUCUGCUGAAGGUGCUCACCUCCGGGCGCGCAUGCAGAGCGCCUGCCUGCUGUCUGACAUGGAGUCUUUUAAGGCCGCUAACCCUGGCUGUGGUUUGGAGGACUUUGUCCGGUGGUAUUCCCCGCGCGAUUACGUCGAGGAGGAAGUAGUCGACGAGAAAGGCAACGCGGCGAUGAAAGGAGAACUUAGCGCCCGAAUGAAAAUCCCAAAUAACAUGUGGGUGGAAGCGUGGGAGACGGCCAGAGCCACCCCGGCGCGCAGGCAGCGGCGCUUAUUCGACGACACCAAAGAGGCAGAAAAGGUCCUGCACUAUCUUGCAGUCCAGAAGCCGGCAGAUCUGACCAGACACCUUCUGCCGAGCGUCAUUCAUGCUGCUCUCCUCAAGUUAAAAGAAGAAGAAUCCGACGAGGAGAUUCCGUCCGUUAAAAGGACGAUAAAGCAAAUCAUCUCGCAUGCCAGUAAAGUCCUGCGCUUUCCCGGGCCGGACGACAAGAAGCUGGAAGAUAUCAUCGGCCAGAUCCUGAACGCGGAAGCCAACAUCGCGAGAGCCCGAUCGCUAAAGGCCAAGUUUGGAACCGACCGAUGUGACAAUCCAGAAGAAAAGGAGGAUCUUGAAAAGUUUGUGAGCUGUCUGCUGGAGCAGCCGGAGGUGCCGAUCAUCGGGGCAGGGAGAGGACACGCCGGAACCAUCAUUCACAAGAUGUUUGUAAAUGCGCAGAGGGCUGCAACAAUGGCGCCUGUGGAGGAGGAACCCAAGAGGCCCGGCUCCUCUGACGAUCGUAGACUUUCUGGGUCGGACUUUCCUGCCCCCGCAGGCCGUGAAGUCAUCCUGUGUACCAGCGUCCCCAGGCCGGCGCCGUACUCCAAAGUCCUGCCCCAGAGAAUGUACAGCGUCCUGACCAAGGACGAUUUCCGGCUCGCCGGCGCUUUUUCCUCUGACACGUCCUUCUUCUAACGCCGCACUCCAAAGUGUCAUCGACUUAGGAGUAUCACCCUCAGCUUUCAACGGAUCGCCAUCCAUGUGCCCCCGGCAACCGUUAAAUUAUAGCUCGAUAGCCGACACUCAAACGGCAGUUCCUAGCCUCAAACCGGGGAGCUGAAUAACCGAUAUCGGAAACCGUUUGUAAAGUAAGAAAGUUUUAAGCGAAUAAAUGUAAAUGCGUGUUUCUUUA